AUGGCGAAGAACUACAGGCAAGUGCGCGUUGUUAAGUCGAGCAGCAGACAGCUGGCAGUCAUGAUGACCAUGGAAGCAUCCACCAACUACCCCUGCUUCGAUGACCCCGUCUUCAUGGACCAGUUUGAUUUGGAAAUGAGCUACCGGCAAGAGUCCCAGCUGCCGCUGAGCUACCUGAGGGGAGAUCAAGUGGAGAUCUGGACUGAGGAUCCUGUGACGCCGUUUGAGGAGCGCUCAGACUCGCCGGCAUAUGUGCAGAGCAACUGCAAGACUGUCAGCGGCCGCGAUGCGCGUGUGCGCCGCCUGAUGGAGUAUCGUGACCUCAAGAUCAGAUCGUACGGCAGUUGUCUGAACACUGAGGGGACUAGCGGCACCAAGGAGAGCAAGAUUGACAUCUAUCGCCGCCACAAAGUUUGCAUUGUCAUGGAGAACAGCAUUGCAAUGGAUUAUGUGACCGAGAAACUGUAUGACGCCUUUGUGGCCGGCUGUGUACCCCUGAAGUUUGGAUCGACUGCAGCGCUCCGCAAGGAGAUACUGCGGGUGUCAGGAGACAAGGCGGUGUGGGAGAGUAAAGUGGCCUGGCGCAAAAAGCCCUUGAGCGAGCUCAGCCCAGCAUUCCAGGCACAGGUGGAAGGCACCAGGAAGCCAAGCAUGCAGUGCCAGCUGUGCAGCACAGUGCGAGACAUUCUGGCGGGCAACACAACGCUGGUGCAGCAAUUUCGCAGCGGAUGGCGGUACCGGAGUGAGUGGCAGGUGGCAGAAGAAAUGAACAGCUUGAAAUCCAAGUUGAAGGACGUCCUUGAAAUGCCAUUCCCUUGA
Molecule: messenger RNA, 819 nt
Organism: Coccomyxa subellipsoidea C-169
Lineage: Eukaryota; Viridiplantae; Chlorophyta; Trebouxiophyceae; Coccomyxaceae
Exons: 6
Coding region: 1-819 (272 amino acids)
Cellular component (GO): membrane
Molecular function (GO): alpha-(1->3)-fucosyltransferase activity
Source: RefSeq, a predicted model, not a curated record